GAUUUGUUCGACGGUUCCCGGCUGGCAGGAGGAAGCGUGUCGGCGAGUCGUCCUGUGGAGAAGCAUGUGAUGACUCACGCAAGGCAGAAGGGUUCCCUCAGGCAGAGCCGCAGCAGUGCUGAGUGGUGGGACAACUGUCCUCUUUGGCCACAUGGUGGCACUAUGGGUGGCGCCUGGCCUGAGCGCUCACUACGAUUCGGCAGGACAAAGAAGAUAGGUGAGAUCAUCAAACAAGGCAAAGACAUGGCCAAAAAGAUGACCCACAAGAGAGGGCGAAAAGAAAAAAAAUCCAAUCAGAACAGAAAACUUGACCGGCGGCGUGACAAGAAACGGGACAGGAAGUUGUAUCCCUUGCGGGGGAGGGCUGGGGGUUCAGGCGAGGAAGGGCUCAGCUGCCAUGUCCUCCUCACCCGAUUGGAGGAAAGCAUCCGUAAAAAGGAGAAUCCUGAAGAAAGGGAAGGAAACAACGCACGCCGACAUUUAUCCCGGAAAGCAAAACCCAAAAAAGGGAAAAGCAAUGAGAGAAGAGAGUCAAAGACAUCACCAAAAAACAAAUCAAAGUCAGUCAGCCCAAGUCAUGGUGAGUGUAUUCAUGUCUCACAACCACGCAAGCGCCGACUAGCCUCUCUCAAUGCUGAGGCAGUGAACAGUCUACUGCUUGAAAGAGCGACUGACCCUCAGCCAGCAGCGAAACAGGCCAGGAGGCAGGAAGAACCCACAAAUGGAGGGGGUUCCCCGGAUGCAGACCCAGCCAGAAGUGGUGUCCCUGGAGGUCUGAAGGCUUCACGUGGCAACAUCAGUAAAGUCUCCACGUCUCACAGACUUGAACUGUGCCAAAGCUCUAAGCCAGUCAAGAAGGCCAAAGUCAACCGAGGUGAUGAGAGCAGGGGGAUGAGUCAGGAGAGUCUGGAUGCCCCCGCUCCCAGACGAUUGGCUGGACUAAACGCUGCAGCCCUGCUGAAGUUAACCAGCUCCUCUGCUACCAGUAAGCAGAGAGUAAAGGCUGCACCCACAGCUACUAUCACAUCAGACUGCAAGGCUCCAGCUGCAGUCUCAACCCCAAAACAGCACACCAGAGUCAAACUCAAACACAAGGGGCGAUCACAAAAGCAGAAGGGGAAAAAGGCCCCUCCCCUGCACAGUGGCUGCACAGCCUGCAAGAAGAAGGCAGACUUUGAGCCCAAAGUGGAGUGGGAGCCCGGCAGCUGCACCCAUAGACUGACCAAACCAGGCUACCAGUCACGCAGCAUGCUAGCGUACCCGCUGAAGCAAGUGAAGGAGGAGCAGCUGGAGACCGAACUGAGCCCAUACUACUGCUGUCCCCCAGAGGGCUCAGUGGAAUACUGCCACCGCUUGGCCUUCUUCCUGGGCCAGCAGCCCUACGGAGAAUCAGACGAUCAGCCUCUUAACACAGCCAUGACCCCUGUGAAGCGCGAGUGCCUCGUAACCUCACCGUCCCUGACACAUUCCCACCCGCAUACGGCCCUGGCCCUCAGCCCCCACCCCUGCCUCUGCACUGCUGACCACUGCUUCUCCAGCUACUACGUGCACAUCGCCCACCCGACACACACUGGAACGACGUCACCAACCCUGGGCUCGCGACCUCUGAACUUUGCCCCUUCCAGUUUGUGCCCUAAUCGGAUGACUGGCUCCAAGCUGCUGGACCCGCGGGUGUCCCACGCCUCAGGGCUGACUCACCCCGCCUACUGCAACUCUGUGGCUUCGCCCUGUUAUGGUGACGCCUGCGGGAUUAGUGGCUACACCUACAGAGCCAUGCCUCCCGUCACCAGCAGGGGUUGUUCUUUCAGCACAGGAUGCACUGGAUGUACACACGGCAUCAAAACAGAGGGUUACUCCUCCCCUCAGGGUGACCACAGCCCGUCUCUUCUGGUUCCCCCCUCCCUGCCCAUCUCCAGCUGCCCUCUAUCCAGCGUGCCCACAUCCACCCAGACUAAACCCCACCUGCUGACUCCCCUGUCGGGGCGAGACCAGCCCCAGGCCAGGUUAAAGCUGGCCAGGGAAUGCCCACAGAGCACCAAGCCCUCCAACGGCUCCCUGUCAAUGGGCCGCACACGGCUGCCUCAGAAACAGCCGUCACCUGUGCCAAGCCUCAGCAGCAACAAGCAAAAGAAAGUCAGCCGCAGACGUGCCACCAACGGCUGGCGGCCCGUUGGAAUUCCUACAGAGAGGGAGGUCUUCAUUGCGGGAGAGGAUGAGACGGCCCUCCGGCAGUGUUAUGAAGGAGUCGAGAGGGAUGGUGAAGUGAUUCAUGUCAGAGACACCGUGCUGCUACGAUCGGGCCCCAGGAAGAAAUCCCUUCCAUAUGUUGCCAAGAUAUCAGCGCUUUGGGAGGACCCCAAAACAGGAGAGCUGAUGAUGAGUCUUUUCUGGUACUACCGACCUGAGCACACCCAGGGAGGCCGAGAUCCCAGCGCACACUGUGAGAAUGAGAUUUUUGCCUCUCGGCAUCAGGAUGAAAAUAGUGUGGCCUGCAUAGAAGACAGAUGCUACGUUCUCCCACUAGCCCAGUACUGUAGAUUUUGUGCCUUGGUGAAGCGGCGUGCCGAAGGCGCCCCACCUGGCAGUGCCAGCAUGGUGCCCUGCCGCCCCGACUUCGCCCCCCCUUCCCACCGUUGUGUGCCCAUAGACGUCGACCCUGAGCUGGUGUAUCUCUGCCGGCACGUCUACGACUUCCGCUACGGACGCAUCCUGAAGAACCUGCAGUAGAGGGUGGAGGGGUUACCGCAUCUAUGAAUUAAUCAUCACGAAGCUCCCCCUCCUGCUCAGCGGGGGAGCUGGAGGACAGAACU
This is a messenger RNA of Seriola dumerili (greater amberjack), 2810 nucleotides long. Its product is annotated as bromo adjacent homology domain-containing 1 protein-like. Gene Ontology annotation, molecular function: chromatin binding. The record is from RefSeq and is a predicted model, not a curated record. The transcript is spliced from 7 exons. Bases 70 to 2727 code for a protein of 885 amino acids. Lineage: Eukaryota; Metazoa; Chordata; Actinopteri; Carangiformes; Carangidae.